Amaranthus tricolor (Joseph's coat) is the source of this 1543-nucleotide messenger RNA. RefSeq lists its product as uncharacterized. Gene Ontology annotation, biological process: protein phosphorylation. Gene Ontology annotation, molecular function: ATP binding; protein serine/threonine kinase activity. NCBI's taxonomy places the organism in Eukaryota, Viridiplantae, Streptophyta, Magnoliopsida, Caryophyllales, Amaranthaceae. The transcript has 6 exons. Gene Ontology annotation, cellular component: cytoplasm. The record is from RefSeq and is a predicted model, not a curated record. Bases 143 to 1177 code for a protein of 344 amino acids.
AUUAGUAAAAAGUUACUAUUUGACAUUUGUAGAGACGAGAAGAUCUCUACAUUUUUCAGACUGAGGCAGUGGGGAAAGACAUCGAAAUAGAGACAAAAAGUGCGAUCCCAUUCCAAACAGUACUACAGCCAAGAAUCGAAACAUGGGAUGUUCAUUUUCAGGGCUAAAUGCAUUAUAUGAUUCUGUUAAUGGUGGUGGAGAUGUGUGGAUCAAUGAAAAUAGAUUCAAAAUCGUACGGCAACUUGGUGAAGGUGGAUUUGCUUAUGUCUAUUUGGUCAAAGAAGUUAUCACCGACGCUUCUGCUGCUACUGGCGGUUUUUCUAACAAACUUAAAGACCCUUCCUUUGUUUCAGAUGAUGGAACUUAUGCUAUGAAGAAAGUGUUGAUUCAAAACAUUGAGCAGCUGGAGUUAGUGAGGGAGGAGAUCCGUGUUUCUUCUUUGUUUACUCAUCCCAAUCUGCUUCCCCUUCUUGAUCAUGCAAUCAUCAAAGUCAAGGCCACUCAAGAUCAGUCUUGGAAACAUGAAGCCUACUUAUUAUUCCCAGUUCAUUUGGAUGGAACAUUGCUGGACAAUACUACAGCUAUGAGUGCUAAAAAGGAGUUUUUUUCGACUGCGGAAGUUCUUCAAAUAUUUCGUCAGCUUUGUGCAGGGUUGAAGCACAUGCACAAUUUUGAUCCUCCAUAUGCACAUAAUGAUGUCAAACCUGGUAAUGUUCUUAUCACACACAGAAAAGGACAGGCACCCUUGGCUAUAUUGAUGGAUUUCGGAAGUGCUCGCCCUGGUCGAAGGCAAAUUCAGUCACGUGCAGAAGCUCUGCAGCUUCAGGAAUGGGCAUCUGAGCACUGCUCUGCUCCCUAUCGUGCUCCUGAGCUGUGGGAUUGUCCAAGUCAUUGCAAUAUUGAUGAAAGAACUGAUAUUUGGUCGUUGGGAUGCACGCUGUAUGCUGUAAUGUAUGGUGUCUCCCCUUUUGAGUAUGCUUUGGGAGAAUCCGGAGGAAGCCUACAAUUGGCGAUUGUAAACGUCCAGAUAAAAUGGCCAGCAGGACCAAAACCACCAUAUCCCGAAGCACUUCACCAGUUUGUGACGUGGAUGCUUCAGCCUCAAGCUGCCGUUCGACCUCGCAUUGAUGACAUCAUCGUUCACGUCGACAAAUUAAUAUCCAAGUACUCUAACUAGCACAGAAUUUCCGUUUAUGGCUAUCAACUGAACGCAUACGCCAUACCUGCAGGUGUAUCAUGAAGGUCUUUUUACACAUUUUGGUGAUAUAGUAUAGCAAGUUUCGCGGUCAUCCCUAUUUAUGUUGUCGUAUCCUCCCGUCCUUCUCGAUUGAGAGGGGUGUAAGAGUAAUAAUUAUUUAGAUACAUUCAUUUGGCAAUAGAUAAUUUAGUGUAGUGUAUUCAAAGAAAUUAAUUUGCUAAAUUGUGUACUGCUUAUACAAGUACUGAUGUUUAUAAGAGACUUAUCUUGGACAGUAGUGUUGUAUACUAUUUUGGGUGUAUUAAUUUGUUUUUUAUUGGUGGUGGACUUUGGGAUUUGUUAGCA